UGUAGGAGCGUAUCGCUAAGUCUCAUGGUUCUCAGUGUGGGUUCUGUACCCCAGGUAUCGUCAUGUCUAUGUAUGCUCUGCUCAGGAACCACCCUACACCACGCAUGGCCGACAUAGAGGAGGCCUUCCAAGGGAACCUGUGUCGCUGUACUGGUUACAGACCAAUUCUGGAGGGGUACAAGACGUUCACCAAAGAGAGGAAGUGUUGUGGUGGCAAGGGGAAGGAUAACGGCUGCUGCAUGACCAACGGAGUAAAGACCAAAGGGAACACUGACGAGGAGAAUGUCAACAGGACCUCAGUGCUGCCUGCUCCUCUCUACGACCCAGAUGACUUCCUCCCUCUGGACCCCACUCAGGAGAUCAUCUUCCCACCAGAGCUGAUGUCCCUGUGUAAAGACCAGUCCUCUCAACAGCUGAGGUUCAGAGGAGAGAGGGUUCUGUGGCUCCAGCCAGCUUCUCUGGAUCAACUUCUAGAGCUUAAGACUCAGUACCCCAACGCCAAGAUGGUGGUUGGUAACACGGAAGUCGGUAUUGAGAUGAAGUUCAAGAACCUGUUGUAUCCUGUUAUUCUGGCCCCGGCAUACAUCCCCGAGCUCAACACCAUACAGCACACUGACGAGGGUAUAGUAUUUGGAGCGUCCUGUUCCCUGACCCUGCUGGGUGAUGUGUUGAAGGCAGCGUUGGUUAAACUGCCCUCCUACCAGACUGAAGUCUUCACCGCUGUACUGGAGCAACUCCGCUGGUUCGCUGGACUGCAGAUACGCAACGUGGCAGCCAUUGGAGGUAACAUCAUGACUGCCAGCCCCAUCUCCGACCUCAACCCUGUCUUUAUGGCUGCUGGCUGCAAGCUCACGCUCAUGUCCAAAGGUGGUGAGCGUGUGGUUGUGAUGGAUGAGAAGUUCUUCCCAGGUUACAGAAGGACCAUCCUGACACCUGAGGAGGUUCUUCUAUGUGUCCUGAUCCCGUACACCAAGAAGGGUCAGUACUUUGCUGCCUAUAAGCAGUCUCCUCGUCGUGAGGAUGACAUCAGCAUUGUGACGUCAGGGAUGAGUGUGACAUUCGCCGAGGGGUCAACCGUCGUCAAGCACCUGGCCCUUAGUUACGGAGGGAUGGCUGCUACUACUGUCAUGGCCAAGAACACAGCCAGCAGACUUCUGGGAAAACAGUGGGGGGAAGAGCUUCUGCAGGAUGCUUGUUCCUCAUUGGCUGAGGAGAUGACCCUUCACCCCUCUGCGCCGGGUGGCAUGGUGACCUACCGACGAACUCUGACCCUCAGCCUGUUUUACAAGUUUUACCUGACUGUACAACAGAAACUAGCCAGUGAGGUGAGAAACAUCAUAAUUAUUUUCAUACAUAACACAUUACUAUUGGUUUCAAGAACAGUGUAACUUCGCUCCCUCGCAAUUAAAUUCAAUUUGUAGAGCUUUAUUGGAAUGGGAAACAUAUGUUAACAUUGCCAAAGCAAGUGAAAUAUAUAAUAAACAGAAGUGAAAUAAACAAUAAAAAAUGAACAGUAAACAUUAGACUCAAAGUAAGUUCCAGAGGAAUUGAGACAUUUCGUAUAUAUAUGUCUAUAUACAGUGUUGUAAUGAUGUACAAAAGGGAAAAUAAAUAAACAAUAAUAUGA
Molecule: messenger RNA, 1627 nt
Organism: Salvelinus namaycush (lake trout)
Lineage: Eukaryota; Metazoa; Chordata; Actinopteri; Salmoniformes; Salmonidae
Product: xanthine dehydrogenase/oxidase-like
Exons: 10
Coding region: 63-1388 (441 amino acids)
Molecular function (GO): oxidoreductase activity; iron ion binding; FAD binding
Source: RefSeq, a predicted model, not a curated record